UAUGUUUCCAAAUGGGUGGAAGCAAAGGCCACUAGAACUAAUGACUCUAAGGUUGUUGCAGAUUUUAUCAAGUCUAACAUCUUUAGCAGGUUUGGAAUGCCUAGAGUUCUCAUUAGUGAUGGAGGAUCCCAUUUUUGCAAUCGGACGAUUGAGGCUCUCUUGAAGAGAUAUGAUGUCACACAUAAGGUUUCUACACCUUAUCACCCACAAACUAGUGGGCAGAAGGAGGCAAAACCUAGGCUAAUUCGUUGGAUACUCUUGCUUCAAGAGUUUGACGUUGAGAUCAAGGAUAAAAAGGGCUCUGACAACGUUCUGGCAGAUCACUUGAGUAGGCUAGUGAGUGAAGAGGACGCCAUACCCUUAGUGGAGAUGUUUCCGGAUGAACAACUCUUCGGAAUUCAGGUAAGUGAGCCUUGGUACGCAGAUAUUGUUAAUUAUUUGGUGUCCAAAACGUUCCCUAGUAAUAUGCUAAGUGCUCAACGUGAUAGACUUAAGUUUUUAGCUAGACAAUAUGUUUGGGAUGAUCCUUACUUGUGGAAAUAUUGUUCUGAUAAAUUGAUAAGGAGAUGUGUGCCUAAUAAUGAGACAUGUGAUAGGUGCCAAAGAACUGGUAAUUUAGGACCUAGAGAUCAAAUGCCUUUAACUCCUGUUAUAAUAGUCGAAAUCUUUGACGUUUGGGGUAUAGAUUUCAUGGGUCCUUUUCCUUCAUCUAAUGGUUUCCUUUAUAUUCUCUUGGCUGUUGAUUAUGUUUCUAAGUGGGUGGAAGCGAAAGCCACCAGGACUAAUGAUUCUAAGGUUGUUGCAGAGUUUAUAAAGUCUAAUAUUUUUAGUAGGUUUGGCAUGCCAGCACUCAUUAGUGAUGGAGGUUCUCACUUUUGCAACAAGACCAUUGAAGCUUUGCUUAGGAAGUAUCAUGUGACUCAUAAGGUUUCAACGCCUUAUCAUCCUCAAACAAGUGGACAAGCAGAAGUUUCAAAUAGGGAGAUCAAGAGGAUACUUGAGAAAACCGUGGGUCCUUCAAGGAAGGAUUGGAGCCAACGUUUGGAGGAUGCUCUUUGGGCAUAUAGGACGGCUUUCAAGACGCCAAUUGGGAUGUCUCCAUUUCGUUUGGUGUAUGGGAAACCGUGUCACUUACCUGUGGAGUUGGAGCAUAGAGCUUGGUGGGCAAUCAAGACGUUCAAUAUGGACUUGGAUGGAGCUGGACUUCAUAGGAAAUUGCAACUCAAUGAGCUUGAGGAAAUUCGGAAUGAUGCCUAUGAUAGUGCACGGAUCUACAAGGAAAAGACAAAGGCUUUUCAUGAUAAGAUGAUUCGUGGAAAGACCUUUCACUUAGCGGGCCAUUCCUACUAUUGCUUCUUGGACGGAUAUAGUGGGUACAACCAGAUCUGCAUAGCCCACGAGGAUCAGGAGAAGACGACUUUCACAUGCCCCUUUGGGACCUUUGCUUAUAGGCGCAUGCCCUUUGGCUUAUGCAACGCACCAGGUACUUUCCAAAGAUGUAUGCUUUCCAUUUUCUCAGAAUACAUUGAAAAUAUUAUUGAAGUCUUUAUGGACGACUUUAGUGUCUUUGGUAAAGAUUUUGAUACUUGUUUAGAGAAUCUAGGAUUGAUACUUGAGAGGUGUGUAGAAACUAACCUUGUGCUGAAUUGGGAGAAGUGUCACUUCAUGGUGACACAAGGAAUAGUGUUAGGACACAUAAUAUCUGAUAGAGGCAUUGAGGUAGAUAAGGCUAAGGUUGAUCUUGUACGUCACUUACCCUCCCCCACAACUGUGAGGGAGGUACGCUCUUUUCUUGGCCAUGCAGGAUUUUACAGGCGGUUCAUCAAAGACUUCUCCAAGGUGGCGAGACCUAUGUGUGCCCUAUUGCAAAAGGACGUGCCCUUUGUGUUCAAUGAGGAUUGCAAGAAGGCGUUUGAAAAGCUCAAGGAGUUGUUGACCACGGCCCCCAUCAUAUGCCCUCCGGAUUGGAGUCUACCCUUCGAGCUUAUGUGUGAUGCAUCGGACUAUGCUGUUGGAGCUGUGUUGGGCCAGAGGAAGGAUAAGAAGCCCUAUGCUAUUUACUAUGCGGAUGGGUAUUCUGGUUACAACCAAAUCGCCAUUGCUAAUGAGGAUCAAGAGAAGACCACCUUCACAUGCCCCUUUGGGACGUUUGCCUACAGAAGAAUGCCUUUUGGACUUUGCAAUGCUCCAGGUACGUUUCAAAGAUGCAUGGUAAGUAUUUUUUCUGAUUUUAUUGAGAAAAUUAUUGAAGUGUUUAUGGAUGACUUUUCAGUUUUUGGUAAAGACUUUGAUGAUUGCUUAAACAACUUAGAAUUAAUACUUAGGCGUUGUGAAGAGACUAAUCUUGUGCUUAAUUGGGAAAAAUGUCACUUUAUGGUAAAUCAAGGGAUAGUCUUAGGGCAUAUUGUUUCAAAACAUGGAAUAGAAGUUGAUAAGGCUAAAGUAGAUCUUGUUAAGUACUUACCAUACCCCACAAGUGUGAGGGAGGUCCGCUCUUUUCUUGGACAUGCAGGUUUCUACAGACGCUUCAUCAAGGACUUCUCCAAGAUUUCUAGGCCAUUAUGUCGUCUUCUCCAAAAGGAUGUGGCGUUUGAGUUCAAAGAGGAUUGCAAGGCUGCGUUCAACACAUUGAAGGAACUUCUAACAUCUGCGCCCAUCAUGCUUCCACCAGAUUGGUCUCUUCCCUUUGAGAUCAUGUGUGACGCCUCAGAUUAUGCUAUUGGGGCCGUAUUAGGCCAAAGGAGGGACAAGAAGCCUUAUGCCAUCUACUAUGCUUCUAGAACCCUUAAUGAUGCUCAACUCAAUUACUCUACAACUGAAAAAGAACUUUUAGCUGUUGUUUUUGCCUUAGAAAAAUUUCGUUCAUAUUUAUUGGGUACUAAAGUUAUUGUUUACUCUGAUCAUGCAGCUUUAAGGUACCUGAUGUCAAAAAAGGAGGCAAAACCUAGGCUAAUUCGUUGGAUACUCUUGCUUCAAGAGUUUGAUGUGGAGAUCAAGGAUAAGAAGGGCUCUGACAACGUUGUGGCAGACCACUUGAGUAGGCUAGUGAGUGAAGAGGACGCCAUACCCUUAGUGGAGAUGUUUCCGGAUGAACAACUCUUCGGAAUCCAGGUAAGUGAGCCUUGGUAUGCAGAUAUUGUAAAUUAUUUGGUGUCUAAAACGUUUCCUAGUCAUAUGCAAAGUGCUCAACGUGCUAGACUUAAGUUUUUAGCUAGACAAUAUGUUUGGGAUGAUCCUUACUUGUGGAAAUAUGGUUCUGAUAAAUUAAUAAGGAGAUGUGUGCCUAAUAAUGAACAAAAAGCUAUACUUGAGUUUUGCCAUUCUAGACAAUGUGGUGGUCACUUUGGCUCUGAUAGAACUGCUAGGAAGGUGUUGGAAUCGGGUUUUUAUUGGCCUACUUUGUUUAAAGAUGCAUAUGAAUUUUGUAUGACAUGUGAUAGAUGCCAAAGAACCGGUAAUUUAGGAACUAAAGAUCAAAUGCCUUUGAAUUCUAUUAUAGUUGUCGAAAUUUUUGAUAUUUGGGGCAUUGAUUUUAUGGGACCUUUUCCUUCAUCUAAUGGUUUUCUUUAUAUUCUCUUGGCUGUUGAUUAUGUUUCUAAGUGGGUGGAAGCGAAAGCCACCAGGACUAAUGAUUCUAAGGUUGUUGCAGAGUUUAUAAAAUCUAACAUCUUGAAUAGGUUUGGCAUGCCUAGAGCUAUCAUUAGUGAUGGAGGUUCUCACUUUUGCAACAAGACCAUUGAGGCUUUGCUUAGGAAGUAUCAUGUGACACAUAAGGUUUCAACGCCUUAUCAUCCUCAAACAAGUGGACAAGCAGAAGUUUCAAAUAGGGAGAUCAAGAGGAUACUUGAGAAAACCGUGGGGCCCUCUAGGAAGGAUUGGAGUCAACGUUUGGAUGAUGCAUUAUGGGCGUAUAGGACAGCUUACAAAACGCCAAUAGGAAUGUCACCCUUUCGUUUGGUGUAUGGGAAACCAUGCCAUUUACCUGUGGAGUUGGAGCAUCGAGCAUGGUGGGCAGUUAAGACAUUCAACAUGGACUUGGACGAGGCUGGCCUUCAUAGGAAGUUGCAACUAAAUGAGCUUGAGGAAAUUCGAAAUGAGGCUUAUGAUAGUGCGCGGAUUUACAAGGAAAAGACAAAGGCUUUUCAUGAUAAGAUGAUUCGUGGAAAGACCUUUGUAGUUGGGCAAAAAGUUCUUUUAUUUCAUUCUCGAUUGAGACUUUUUCCUGGUAAGUUGCGUUCUAGAUGGGUUGGUCCUUUUAUUGUUACUAAAGUUUUUCCUCAUGGUGCUAUACAGAUAAGGAGCCCUGCAACUGGAAGUGAUUUCAAGGUGAAUGGACAUCGUCUUAAACCUUACUAUGAGGCGUUUGUGGAGCACAAUGUGGAGGAUGUACCCCUCCAAGAUGCGCCACAACCAGAGGACUAAAUGAAGGUGCAAGUCUAGGCUGAAAGACUUUAAACAU
Molecule: messenger RNA, 4459 nt
Organism: Rosa chinensis
Lineage: Eukaryota; Viridiplantae; Streptophyta; Magnoliopsida; Rosales; Rosaceae
Biological process (GO): DNA integration
Molecular function (GO): nucleic acid binding
Source: RefSeq, a predicted model, not a curated record